AGACACUUAGAGAAACUAAGCCAGUGGCAAUUCAUGACAGCAAUGGGAAACUUAUACACAAGCUAUGCUCCACUGACCUAUGGACCCCUCUUUUUUUCCCCUUUUCUACAUGUCUUAACUGUUGCAGAGGCUAAACCAGGAACUAUAAAAAUUAAAUUGAAUUCCUUUUAUAAUUCUAAAUUUCUUCAAACCUCAUUUCCAAACCAUAUAGCAAAUGGGACGCAUAUUUUUGCAUGUGCUUCUUAGCUUGGUGAAUUUUGAAAGGAUGUGGUCGUGGCCUUUGACAUCAGAGGAGGAGCUCAGCGGUAAGGCUGGCUGAUGUUGAUAGAAAAGAUAAGGUUAGACAAGUUGCCUUUGAAUGACUCGCUCAAGAUCAACUGUAUCCUGUUGCAUUCCCAGCUGUUUCUCUCCAUCUGUUGCACUGAGGUGUGAUGCCCAAGACGCAUCACUUUUCAGAGCUGGACCAUGAACAACUUCAUCCUCCUGGAAGAACAACUGAUCAAGAAAUCCCAGCAGAAAAGAAGGACUUCUCCCUCGAAUUUUAAAGUCCGUUUCUUUGUUUUAACAAAAGCCAGUCUGACAUACUUCGAGGAUCGCCAUGGGAAAAAGCGCACAUUGAAAGGCUCCAUUGAACUUUCCAGAAUCAAGUGUGUGGAGAUCGUCAAGAGUGACAUUAGCAUCCCAUGCCACUAUAAGUACCCUUUUCAGGUCAUGCAUGACAACUACCUCCUGUAUGUGUUUGCUCCAGACUGUGAGAGCCGGCAGCGCUGGGUACUCACCCUUAAAGAAGAAACGAGGAAUAACAACAGCCUGGUAUCCAAGUAUCACCCUAAUUUCUGGAUGGAUGGGCGGUGGAGGUGCUGUUCCCAGCUGGAGAAGCUUGCAGUAGGCUGUGCCCCCUAUGACCCAACCAAGAACGCUUCAAAGAAGCCUCUUCCUCCUACUCCCGAAGACAACAGACGGUCACUUCAGGAACCUGAAGAAACCCUGGUCAUUGCCUUGUAUGACUACCAAACCAAUGACCCCCAGGAGCUUGCCCUGCAGUGUGAUGAAGAAUACUACCUGCUGGACAGCUCUGAGAUCCACUGGUGGAGGGUUCAAGAUAAGAACGGGCAUGAAGGAUAUGCACCAAGUAGUUACCUGGUGGAGAAAUCUCCAAAUAACCUUGAAACAUAUGAGUGGUACAAUAAAAACAUCAGCAGAGACAAAGCUGAAAAACUUCUCUUGGACAUGGGUAAAGAAGGAGCUUUCCUGGUCCGAGAUUCCAGGAUACCCGGGACGUACACAGUCUCUGUGUUCACCAAGGCCAUCAUAAGUGAGAACCCCUGUAUAAAACAUUACCAUAUCAAAGAAACAAAUGACAACCCCAAGCGAUACUAUGUGGCUGAGAAGUAUGUGUUUGACUCCAUCCCUCUCCUCAUCAAGUAUCAUCAGUACAAUGGAGGAGGCUUGGUCACUCGACUCCGGUAUCCAGUAUGCUCCUGGAGACAAAAAGCCCCAGUGACUGCAGGGCUAAGAUAUGGGAAGUGGGUGAUCCACCCCUCAGAACUAACGUUUGUGCAGGAGAUUGGCAGUGGGCAAUUUGGACUGGUGCACCUGGGUUACUGGCUCAACAAGGACAAGGUGGCCAUCAAGACCAUUCAGGAAGGAGCAAUGUCAGAAGAGGAUUUUAUUGAAGAGGCCGAGGUCAUGAUGAAACUCUGUCAUCCCAAACUUGUACAGCUCUAUGGAGUGUGCCUGGAGCAAGCCCCCAUCUGCCUAGUGUUUGAGUUCAUGGAACAUGGCUGCCUGUCAGAUUACCUGAGAAGUCAACGGGGACUCUUUGCUGCAGAGACCCUGCUGGGCAUGUGCCUGGAUGUGUGCGAGGGAAUGACCUACCUGGAAAAGGCCUGUGUCAUCCACAGAGACCUGGCUGCCAGAAACUGUUUGGUGGGAGAAAACCAAGUCAUCAAGGUGUCUGACUUCGGGAUGACAAGGUUCGUCCUUGAUGAUCAGUAUACCAGCUCCACUGGCACCAAGUUUCCAGUGAAGUGGGCAUCCCCAGAAGUGUUCUCUUUCAGUCGCUAUAGCAGCAAGUCAGAUGUGUGGUCAUUUGGUGUGCUAAUGUGGGAAGUCUUCAGUGAAGGUAAAAUCCCAUAUGAAAACCGAAGCAACUCAGAGGUCGUGGAAGACAUCAGCACUGGCUUUCGGUUGUACAAGCCCCGCCUGGCCUCCAGUCACGUCUACCAGGUCAUGAAUCAUUGUUGGAAGGAGAAACCAGAAGACCGGCCACCGUUCUCCCAGCUGUUAAGUCAGCUGGCCGAAAUCGCAGAAUCUGGACUCUAGCAGGGACUCACUGACCAGCCACAGCUGUGCACCCUGAGUGAAGGAACCAUGUCCUUUUUCCAGAGCAUUAAAAGCUGCCACCAGCCCAGGACCCCUGACAGGUGCCUGGACCAUGGUGCCAGUCCUAUACUACUAUGACUGCAGCAUCCUAAAAGAGGCUGGAGGGCCAGCCACUGGGCCAAAGACUGGGCUACAACAGUAGCAGUAUCUCUCUGUCGACCUCACCCCAGCCUCUUGUCAUAUGCUAUCUAAAAACUUUACCACCUGCUUUUAUUUCUUGCCCUUCUUAGCGAUAGGGAGAAGCAGGUAUAGGGCGCAUUCUUCUUUUUAACUAUUAUUUUAAGCAUAGGUCCAAUAUUCAAGGGACCUUUUAUUUGACCCAAUGAGACAAUAUCCCCAUUUAUGGAUGAAAGAGUGGGAAGCCUCAUUCUUUUUCUAAGAAAUGCAAGAGGUGAUUAACCAGAGGGCUCUGCUGCUGCUGUGGGGCUGCCAGCCACAACUUCCUGCCUCACAUGAGGUGGAGUGGCUGCUUGUGCCAGAGGCUGGAUGUCAUGAGGUUCAGAGCACACUGCCACCUCUCUUUGAUGAAGCAUAGAGAAUUUGAUUGGGUGGAGAGAGUGGAAGGACCCAUUCAAACCCCAAGGCUAGACCAUUGUGUGUCUGAGAUUGGUCAGGAAUGAGAGGGCCUCUGAUGGUGGGGAAUCAACAGGUACAAACAAGGCAUUGGGUUGUUACCGAUCAAUCACCCUGCUUCGUAGUGAGCCAUGUGGGUACCUGGGUCUCCUGUUCUAUGCAGAGUGUUGAGGCAAUGACUACAAAAUGUUUAUCAUUCCAGCCCCUCAGGAACAAAACACUCUGCACUACCCACCUGAACCAUGAGAGGGCAGCACUGUGCUGGUCUGUGUGGACUUGAGACCUUCGGGUUCUCAAUAGGCCUUAGGAGUUUAGGAGUUUUAAGGUUGAGACUUCAAGGCUCUCAAAAUCCUGACAAAAGAAGUUUGCCCUUGCUCAGACAAUCUGGAAGGUGCUUUGAACAUGCACAAGAUGUCUACUGUUGAUUAGCACCUACACAGGUCACAUGCGUAUAUCCUGAGCUAUAAGCCAUUCUUGGAGAAUCACAGUCCAUACGAACUCGACGGCACAGUAUUAUUGACGAUGUACAGAAAGCAGAAGCCAGACAGCUGCCCAGAGUGGCAGAAUUGAGAAGGACAGAGAUUGAAAUGCCACCCAAAUACGACUCCAGAGCAGCCUCAUUUCUCUUCAACACUGCCUCCUCCUGAGAUUGCAUUGCUGAGCAGACUAAUACAAGCGUGCAGUGCCACCCAGUGACGCUGCUCCUGCAUAGACCACUGGGGGGCGCAAUGGAUCCCUCCAAAUUGAAAUAGGUGCUUGUCUUUCUUCAUCUUCACCCUCACCUGGAUCUGAGUUCACAACUUCAAAGCUACCCAGAACUAACCCUUUCAUUCUCCCAACCUACCAGAGUCACAUUUCCUGAGGCCAUUCAUACAAGAGCUUCAAAGGGGCUUUCAACAAGUCUCCUGCUGUUUCCUGUAAUUACCCCCUCCCCCUCCAGCUGGUUCUCUUGCAAGAAGGAUUAUUCCCUGAUGCCAGGCACACUUGAUUCUGCUAAGGUGUUCAGAUAAAGCUCCCAGAGAAGUGAUCAGAGUUGUGGAUCCCUCUUUCUAAAUCACACGGUAUUCUGGCUGGCUUGAGACUCAGAUGCAAUCACUUCCAACUAUAAUUAUGGUGUCCAGAUAAAACUCUGUCAUUCAGAAAAAUGGUCUUCCUCAACUGGCCCACAAUCAUCCCUGAUUACUUCUCAGCCUACUGUACAUUCUCUUUCUGGAACCCUUAAUUUAGAGACAGUUUUGGGACAUUUAAUAUAGAAGAAAACCACUGCCACUGAGAGAUGUCUGUCUGGGGUGUGGUUUAGAAGACUGCCCCCAUGUGGUGGUAUUGUCUUCCUUAACUUCAGAUCCAAGGAGGCUUGACCUGUGUGCACCUCUCCAGGGUCCUCCAUGGGAAGAUGGGAUACUUGUCGGUUGGUUUCUUUCUUACACCCUUACAAAUGAUGCUCUGUAUUCACAGAGAACCCCCAGAUGAAAAGUUGGGGUUCCAGUUGUACUUUGUAGGUCUUGAAAUUUUUAAUGUUUUGAACUAUGUAUUUAUGCCUGAAUUGAGAGUAUUUAUUGCUCAUGCUCAAGAUAAAAAUAUUGCAUAUAUAUCCAUGCCUUGGUGGCACACAUCUUUAAUCCCAGUACUUGGGAGGCAGAGGCAGACAGAUCUCUGUGAGUUUGAGGCCAGCCUGGUCUACAAAGCUACACAGCGAAACCUUGUCUCAAAAGAAAAAAAAAUUACUGCAUAUAUGUCUUAUCCUCUGUAGAGGCCACAAGUCAACAGUUGCAUAUGGCAAAAAAAUAAAGCUAUAUAUUUUACAAAUACA
This is a messenger RNA of Phodopus roborovskii (desert hamster), 4768 nucleotides long. It is a transcript of the gene Itk, whose product is annotated as IL2 inducible T cell kinase. The transcript has 17 exons. Gene Ontology annotation, biological process: NK T cell differentiation; T cell receptor signaling pathway; peptidyl-tyrosine autophosphorylation. The record is from RefSeq and is a predicted model, not a curated record. NCBI's taxonomy places the organism in Eukaryota, Metazoa, Chordata, Mammalia, Rodentia, Cricetidae. Bases 466 to 2325 code for a protein of 619 amino acids. Gene Ontology annotation, molecular function: non-membrane spanning protein tyrosine kinase activity; ATP binding; protein binding.